Biomphalaria glabrata is the source of this 1088-nucleotide messenger RNA. RefSeq lists its product as uncharacterized. NCBI's taxonomy places the organism in Eukaryota, Metazoa, Mollusca, Gastropoda, Planorbidae. The transcript is spliced from 7 exons. The coding region runs from base 233 to 1018 and encodes 261 amino acids. The record is from RefSeq and is a predicted model, not a curated record.
UCCAUGGGCGCCAACUGGGAAGAGUCUGUGGAAUACGCCUAUGACCGAUCUCUCUGAAGAGAGCCUUGCCGCCGUAUGCGCCGAACAACGCUGGAGGACCUACGUCUUAGUCAAUUUUUAAAAAGCAAAACAAAACUCCCUAUGAAAAGAGCAGUGUCUGCGACAUAUCUGGCACUACAGGAACAUUGACAUUUUGAAACAAUUAAUGGAAAGUCGUUCAUAGCGAUAAAAAAUGUAUUUAUUUACGCUCACAGCGUUUAUUCUGAUUCUGAAAACCAUGAGCUUAACUGUUCACGUGACCACAGAUUUUCCUGAAGGAAACCACGUCGGAAAGCUGGGAGUCUCAAGCUGUUUCUGGAAGACAACAAACACGGAGAGAGUCUCAGCAGUGAGCAUAGAGAAACUGAAUGCCGAUACUUUGACAUCUUGCAACUUUUCACCAAUGAAGAAAUGCUCAGAGUCGAAUGCGAAUAAAAGGUACCAGUCCCAGUUGGAUAAAACAAGGCUUAAAGUAAUUGUACAACCAUUAGAACUAACCGACAACGUCACAUUCCUGUGUACUGUGUUUUCGGAUAAAGGGUUGAAGAAGUCGAAACAAUUCCAAUUGUCCAUUGAUAUCGAAGAUGAUGACAAUGUCACAACGACCACUUCCGGCCUCAUUUACACCGGUACAACUAUCAAUAUGACCACCUCCGGCCUCAUUUACACAGGGACAACUAUCAAUAUGACCACCUCCGGCCUCAUUUACACAGGGACAACUAUCAAUAUGACCACCUCCGGCCUCAAGUACACAGGUACAACCAACUCGGAUCUCAAGACAGCUUUCACAACAGGAAUUGAUACUGAGAAUUCCAAAACGCCCGCAAAAGUACUGUCUUCAGAUACAGAGUUGUCAGCUGGAGCAAUCGCUGGAAUCACUCUAGGAAGCGUCGUAGCUGCUGGACUUAUAGCUGGAGGAGUCAUAAUCUUGAUACGGGCUUUCAUUAUUAAAAAAAAUGUGGUGCCGGUACAAGUGUAAGGAUGUGCCUAAAGCAAAAGUCUCAAAAUUGUUUUUUGUUUUUUUUUAAUUUUUUUUUUAAGUCAAUCAA